UGACAGCAGCACUUUUGUAAAACGUGAGCAGUGCAAGGACAAUUCUCAUACUUCACAUCCGAUAUUCGCAUCUAUGGGCAGUUACGCUAACUUUGGUUUUAAAAUAGACACACCGACUUUUUAACAUUUUAAAUUAGUUCGCCAGAUAAUUUUUCAUUAGGUUGCAACCAAGGUCAAACCUAGUGAGUUCAGAUAGCCAAGCACGCCUGGUUCCGACGCUGAAUUGAGAGGUACUGAGGUAUUUGAAGGAUGGCUGGAUUAAUCAAUUUUGAAGACGAGAAAGAGGUGAAGCAGUUUUUGGAUAACCUCGGGGUGGAGUACAGUUAUCAAUGUCACAAAGAGAAAGAUCCGGAAGGAUGCCAGAGGCUUGCGGAUUACUUGGAAGGGGUAAAACGAAAUUUUGAGGCGACAGCUCAGGUUCUGAAACACAACUGUGAGGUGAACGGCCACGGCGAGAGUUGCUACAAACUUGGAGCGUACCAUAUCACCGGAAAGGGUGGCGUAACUGAGUGUCUGAAGAAGGCCUACUCCUGCUUUAUGAAAUCCUGUGAAUCGGGGGGUAAGAAAUCGGUGGAUGCUUGUCAUAACGUGGGCCUCCUUGCACAUGACGGACGGGCAAUGGAUGGGGGCCCUGACGUCGGUGUGGCCCAGAAGUACUAUGACAAGGCGUGUGCAGGGGGGUUUGCUCCCAGCUGUUUUAAUCUGAGUGCACUGUACAUCAAGGGUGCUCCUGGACUCGACAAAGACAUGGCGCUUGCUUUAAAGUUCGCGCUGGAGGCCUGCCAGCUCGGACAUGUGUGGGGCUGCGCAAAUGCCAGUCGAAUGUAUAAACUUGGUGAGGGGACUGCACGGGACGACAAGAAAGCAGAAGAACUGAAGAACCGUGCCAGACAAUUGCACAGUCAACAGAAGGAGCGCCAGUUGUCAUUUGGGGAAUGAGGAAAGGGACCCAGUUUAUCCAGACCUAGUAUCACAUCCUGUGAUACAAUCAUUAGAAUGGCUCAACAUUUGAGUUGUGCACCAAGGAGCUUUUAUAUCAGUUCCGCUGUGCUUGAUUCUACAGUUCUUUCUCAAAACCCAUUGCGUAUGUUUACCAUUAAAAGUUAGUAAAUACUGGUGGUGUGCAUUUUGUCAAUGAGAGUGGAAGAAGCUCAGAUCUUCUACACAAAUAAACAUCAGUGGUAUUCCUGUGAUUAACACUGACAUUCUCCACUUCUGCAUGUUGUUCUGGAUAAGAAUGUCUGCUAAGUGAUUGUAAUGUAAUGUAAUUUGGCUUAAGCACGUAUUGGACUAUUUAUUUUUAGUGUGUUAUGUACUCUGAAUCUAUAGAAUAUGAGCAAGCAGAAAUAGCUUUGAAAAUAGUGAGACCCUAAAGUACAAUCAUAUGUAUUGUAGAGCAUCACACAUGUAAUUGUAAAUAUAAAACCUUCACUGGAUUUUUCAAAAAGCGAAUUUGGUAGAAGCUGUAAUUGUAAACACAGAAAAGUGUCAUAUUUGUGACUAGGCAGAAUACCAUACCUGCCACAGCAAUACACACAAUUACAAGAUAGUU
Messenger RNA from Anguilla anguilla (European eel), 1552 nucleotides. RefSeq names its product cytochrome c oxidase assembly factor 7. Gene Ontology annotation, molecular function: protein binding. NCBI's taxonomy places the organism in Eukaryota, Metazoa, Chordata, Actinopteri, Anguilliformes, Anguillidae. The coding region runs from base 250 to 939 and encodes 229 amino acids. The transcript has 3 exons. Gene Ontology annotation, cellular component: mitochondrial intermembrane space. The record is from RefSeq and is a predicted model, not a curated record.